Messenger RNA from Lachancea meyersii CBS 8951, 639 nucleotides. Lineage: Eukaryota; Fungi; Ascomycota; Saccharomycetes; Saccharomycetales; Saccharomycetaceae. The record is from the annotation of a GenBank genome assembly.
AUGUCUUUCACCGACUUCUCCAAGAUCGAAACCUUGAAGGAACUAAACACCUUCUUGGCCGACAAAUCAUACGUCGAAGGUACUGCUGCUACCCAAGCCGACGUUGCCGCUUACAAGGCCUUCCAGGAAGCCUACCCAGACUUCUCCAGAUGGUUCAACCACAUCGCCACCAAGUCCGGUCUAUUCUCUUCCCUUCCAGCUGCCUCUGGCAAGGCUCCAGCCGCUGCUGUCACUGAAGAAGAGGAGGACGAUGACGAGGUUGACUUGUUCGGCUCUGACGACGACGAGGUCGACGAGGAAGCUGAAAAGUUGAAGGCCAAGAGACUUGCCGAAUACAACGCCAAGAAGGCCUCUUCCAAGCCAAAGCCAGCUGCUAAGUCUAUCGUCACCAUGGACGUCAAGCCAUGGGAUGACGAGACCGACUUGGAACAGAUGGUUGCCAACGUCAAGUCCAUCGAGAUGGACGGUCUAACCUGGGGUGCUCACCAAUGGAUCCCAAUCGGUUUCGGUAUCAAGAAAUUGCAGGUCAACUUGGUCGUCGAAGACGCCAAGGUCUCUUUGGAAGACCUGCAAGUGGCUGUCGAAGAGGACGAGGACCACGUUCAAUCUACCGAUAUUGCUGCUAUGCAAAAGUUGUAA